CCUAUUUCAAUAAGUUCAGUGAAGGUUUAAACACAUGAACUGUUGCGAUGAGCUCAUGCGUUGGGCAUUGGGCGGAUCGCAGGUGUACAUGCGGACACUUUAUGUGCAAGUCUCGCGAGACAGCUACCACCACGUCUAUGCCAAAGACCUCAUCUCUAGACGAGUGCUUGAUGAGCCUCAAGUUUGUCUUUCAUGUAAGAUCCUCAGACCAAUAUGCUAUAUAAGGUGUAAUCUUGUGUGUUUAUCCACUAUCUUUUCCUUGUAAUUAUUAACUUCAUGUUCAAUAUAAAGUCCAACUUACAGAUUCUUGCUCUGGAACAAGACGAAAGAACUUCCUUUGCCAAUGGGAUGGUAGUUGUGGCAUUCCUCUUUUUUCUUUUACUUGUUGUUCCUAAUUUUUUUUUUCAUCAUGAGAAAAAGUUUUUAAGGAAUGGACAAUUGCUUGCCACUAAGAACUGACCUAGUCUUCAUUUGGACUUUGCUAUCAUCUUAGUGGCUAACCAACAUUAAUUUCAAGAAGGAUGUCACUUUGCUACUAUAAAAAACAAAGCUCCCAACUCAACUUUGAAACACAAGUUUUAGUUCUCCAAGUUUAGUUGGUUGCAAAAGCAAAUGAAAAGCUUUGGAAAUUUGGGGCAAUGGCCUCUACUUGCAUUUGCUUUGGCAGUUUGCUUUUUAGCUAGCACUGUUGUUGCUGAUUACUCUUAUGGUUAUACUUCUCCCUCACCUUCUUACAACUCUAAGAAGUACUACAAAUCACCAUCUCCAUCCAAGUAUCAUGUACCCACUACAUACUUCAAGAAACCGGAGAAACAUGCUGAACAUUCUCCGUCACACUAUUACAAAUCACCUGUGCCUUCGAAGCAUGACUACUACAAGUCACCAGUAGUAGUGAAGUAUUACAAAUCACCUGUUCCUGCAAAGAAGUAUUACAAGUCCCCUGCUCCUUCAAAGAACUAUUACAAGUCACCUGCUCAUUCAAAGUACUACUACAAGUCACCAUCACUUGCAAAGUACUACAAAUCUCCCUCGCCUGCAAAAUACUACAAGUCGCUUGCUCCAUCGACACACUAUUACUACAAGUCACCAUCCCCAGCAAAAUAUUACAAAUCACCUGCUCCUUCUAAAUACUAUAAAUCUCCGGCCCCACCAAAAUAUUACAAGUCACCAGUUUAUUACAAGUCUCCAUCACCACCUCCAGCUUAUUAUGAGAAAUCACCUUCUUACUACAAAUCCCCUCCGCUGCCUCCAAAAUACUAUGAACAAGCACCUUCAUACUACAAGUCACCACCACCUCCGCCAAAAUACUACGAUGAGUCACCCUCUUCUUACAAAUCUUCACCACCUCCACCAUACUACAGAGAAUCAACUCCUUCCUAUAAAUCACCUCCACCUCCACCUCCACCAUACUACAAAGAAUCUACGCCUUCCUAUAAAUCCUCUCCCCCUCCACCAAAAUACUACAAUUUACCUCCUCUACCAACGACUGUCAAAGUACCAUCAUACUACUCGCCUCCACCACCAACGGAAUAGUACAAGCAAACUCCAACCUCCACCUCACCUCCACCAUCUGAGAAGUACGAGCAAUCCGCCACCUAUUCUUCAUCUCCACCCCCACCAACCUACUAUUAGUAGUUACUAGUUCUAUCAUUUCCACAAGUUACAUGAAUUCUAACUCUUUUUACUCCUAUUUUGAGCAUCUAUUUCCUUAGCCAAAUUUCUAUGUAUGCUUCAAGAAGGUUUUGCUUGUUUUAUGUGUUCCUUUCUUUUUAAUAAUUUGUAACAUGCGUUGUUUGAGAUUUUAAUAUGAUCCUCGAGAUCUCCCUCAGUUUGGCUCAUUGUAUCAAGAUUCUUUUUGGUGUAACCUCUUGAGAGUUCCACUUUGUGCAAUACUAUCUUCUUCUUUAUCGAACAUUGUUUGCUCUUAUUGGUUGAGUUCUUUCAUUGUUCCAUAAGCAUUCACAUUCUGGACAUCUAUGGCAAACUCAAAUAUGAAGACAAAUCACCUCUGAGUAUAGUGUCUGAUAACUGUCCUCAUUAACUUUUGAGAAAGUAAAGUUAGUAUAAAAUAAACAGAAAUAAGAAAGAAAUAAAGAGGCAUUUGAACUUAUGCAAAUGCAUCAUUUAAAUAGUUCUUUUUCUAACAUAGAAAAGCCAAUGUUUAUCAACAUUUUUCUCUUCAAAGACUACUCUUUUCACGGCUCAGGUUCAAAUCCAAGCAGAGACAAAACACUAGGUGAUGUCUUCCCAUCUAUCCUAGCCUUGGUGGAUAGAGUUAUCUGGUACUUGUUGUUGGUAUGGAAUUAGUCGAGGUGCGUGCUAGCUGGCUCGGACACCAUUGUUAUUAAUAAAGAGACUACUCUUUUCAUUAUUGAUACUAUUUUGUUUUGGGGAAGAUGCUACUAAGUUUCAAAUUUAUUAGAAAAUUAUUCUUAGA
Molecule: messenger RNA, 2437 nt
Organism: Capsicum annuum
Lineage: Eukaryota; Viridiplantae; Streptophyta; Magnoliopsida; Solanales; Solanaceae
Product: extensin-2-like
Exons: 2
Coding region: 613-1533 (306 amino acids)
Source: RefSeq, a predicted model, not a curated record